Molecule: messenger RNA, 3809 nt
Organism: Scomber japonicus (chub mackerel)
Lineage: Eukaryota; Metazoa; Chordata; Actinopteri; Scombriformes; Scombridae
Gene: parp1
Product: poly (ADP-ribose) polymerase 1
Exons: 23
Coding region: 79-3123 (1014 amino acids)
Cellular component (GO): nucleus
Molecular function (GO): NAD binding; zinc ion binding; NAD+ poly-ADP-ribosyltransferase activity
Source: RefSeq, a predicted model, not a curated record
GUGGCUCUUCUUCAUCCGGAGAAAGUUAACCUCACAGUCACUUUAUCACAUUUUCUUUUCCUCCAAUACUGAACAACUAUGGCAGACUCUCAGGAGGACAAGCUGUACAAAGCUGAAUACGCCAAAAGCGGCCGUGCAUCGUGCAAGAAGUGCAAAGAAAACAUCGCUAAAGACUCGCUGAGGAUGGCCAUCAUGGUGCAGUCACCCAUGUUUGAUGGGAAAGUCCCCCACUGGCACCAUUUUUCCUGCUUCUGGCUGAGAGCGGCAGCUCAGUCUACUGGUGACAUCGCCGGCUAUUCUGACCUCCGCUGGGAGGACCAAGAAAAGGUCAAAAAGGCCAUAGAAAGUGGUGGAGUUGCUGGAGGGAAAGGUGACCAGAAGAGUGGAACUAAAGGAGAGAAGACACUGAAUGACUUUGCUGUGGAAUACGCCAAGUCGAACCGCAGCACGUGCAAAGGCUGUGAGCAGAAAAUAGAAAAAGAUCAGAUUCGCGUAUCUAAGAAAACUGUGGACCCAGAGAAGCCCCAGUUGGGCCUGAUCGACCGCUGGUACCACACAGCGUGUUUCGUGAGCCGCAGGGAGGAGCUGGCCUUCAAGCCUGAAUAUAGUGCAGCUCAGCUGAAGGGUUUCAACGCGCUACGAGCAGAAGACAAAGAGGAGAUGAAGAAGAGACUCCCUGCUGUCAAAUCUGAAGGGAAACGUAAAGCCGAUGUGGUGGAUGGAGCUUCAAAGAAACAGAAGAAAGAGGAAGCCGAAGAGAAGACAAAGCUGGAAGAGCAGUUGAAGAAUCAAAGCCAGCUGAUUUGGGGACUCAAAGACAAACUGAAGAAAUACUGUUCAACCAACGAUAUGAAGGAGCUGCUCAUUGCAAAUGGCCAGGAGGUUCCCUCUGGAGAGUCCAAUGUGCUCGACUGCUUGGCCGACGGCAUGGCCUUUGGUGCUCUUGAGGCCUGCAAGGAGUGCACGGGCCAGCUGGUGUUCAAGGGUGAUGCUUAUUACUGUAAAGGGGACAUCUCAGCUUGGACAAAGUGUGUGUUCAAAACUGCAACACCCUUACGCAAAGACUGGGUCACCCCCAAGGAAUUUCACAUGGUUCCCUUCCUGAAAAAAUUCAAAUUCAAGCGACAGGACAGGUUGUACCCCAAGGAGGCUCCCACUCAAACCCUGACCACAGCCAAAGCCGAACCUCUGGCGAGUGCAUCCAGUGCCCCAACUAAGCCACUACCAGAGGGAGCACCUUCAGACAAGCCUCUUACUGGUAUGAGACUGUUAACUGUGGGCAAACUCGUCAAGAAUAAGGACGAUCUAAAGGUUGCUGUGGAGGAGCUUGGUGGAAAGAUUACUGGUACUGCCAGUAAAGCCUCUCUCUGCCUCAGCACCAAGAAGGAGGUGGAAAAGAUGAGUAAGAAGAUGGAGGAAGCGAGGGACGCUGGCGUGCGUGUGGUCUCUGAAGAUUUCCUCACAGACAUUAAGUCGUCGGGUAAAGCGCUCCAGGAACUGGUCUCCCUGCACGCUAUCUCACCCUGGGGGGCAGAGGUCAAAGUCGAGGCUCAGGCUCCAUCUGCAGCCUCCAAGUCUGGAACGCUGGCUACCAAGAGCACAGGCAAGGUGAAGGAGGAGGAAGGUAGUAGCAAAUCCAAGAAGAUGAAACUCACAGUUAAAGGAGGAGCUGCUGUGGAUCCAGAUUCAGGUCUGGAGAACAGCGCUCACGUCUUGGAGCAGGGUGGUAAAAUGUACAGCGCUACACUGGGCCUCGUGGACAUCGUCAGAGGAACUAACUCCUAUUAUAAACUGCAGUUACUGGAGGAUGACGUACAGAAAAGGUACUGGGUGUUCAGGUCAUGGGGCAGAGUAGGUACAACCAUUGGAGGAAACAAGCUGGACAAAUUCCACGACAAGAACUCAGCGCUAGACAACUUCCUGGUUGUGUACAAGGAGAAGACGGGGAACAACUGGGGCGCCUCCAACUUCACCAAAUAUCCCAAUAAGUUCUACCCACUGGAGAUCGACUACGGACAGGAUGAGGAAGCUGUGAAGAGGCUGACUGCCAGUGCUGGCACCAAGUCUAAACUUGCCAGACCGGUUCAAGAACUGAUCAAGAUGAUCUUUGAUGUGGAGAGCAUGAAGAAGGCCAUGGUGGAGUUUGAGAUCGACCUCCAAAAGAUGCCACUUGGAAAGCUGAGUAAGAGGCAGAUUCAAAGUGCAUACGCUCUCCUCACUGACGUACAGCAGGCUGUGUCAAAUAAUGUGCCUGAGGCCCAGAUACUGGAUCUCUCCAAUCGCUUUUACACUCUGAUACCUCACGACUUUGGGAUGAAGAAACCUCCACUGCUCAACACCCUGGACUACAUUCAAGCUAAAGUUCAGAUGUUGGACAACCUGUUGGAUAUUGAAGUGGCAUACAGUCUGCUGAGAGGAGGCGCCCAGGACAACGAGAACGAUCCCAUCGACAUCAACUAUGAUAAACUCAAAACUAAGAUUGAGGUUGUUGACAAGGCCACAGAUGAGGCUGAGAUCCUUACGCAAUAUGUUAAAAACACCCAUGCUGCUACACACAACACUUACACACUGGAAGUGCAAGAAGUCUUCAAAAUUGUUCGAGAGGGAGAGCACCAACGGUACCGUCCCUUCGAAGAACUACACAAUCGCCAGCUACUGUGGCACGGCUCACGCACCACCAACUACGCUGGUAUCUUGUCUCAGGGUCUUCGCAUUGCUCCACCAGAGGCCCCAGUGACUGGUUACAUGUUUGGUAAAGGUGUGUACUUUGCUGACAUGGUGUCCAAGAGUGCAAACUACUGUCACACCUCCCAGUCAGACCCUGUAGGUCUCCUGCUGCUGGCUGAAGUUGCCCUCGGCAACAUGCAUGAAUUGAAGAAGGCCUCCCACAUCACAAAACUACCUAAGGGCAAGCACAGUGUUAAAGGUUUGGGUCGAACUGCUCCUGAUCCAGGUGCCUCAGUCAAUUUAGACGGGGUGCAAGUGCCUCUGGGAAAAGGAGUCAACACUAACAUUGAUGACACAAGUCUACUGUACAACGAAUACAUUGUGUAUGAUGUAGCACAGAUCAACAUGAAGUAUCUCCUGAAGGUCAAGUUUAACUACCAGACAUCCCUGUGGUGAGAGGAUGCAUCCGAACCCUCUUCAGUGAAAACAAAGACCACUUGUCGCCUCCAAAUGCCUGGGCUUCAUUCUCUGCAACAGAAGAUGUUUGGCAAAGGAGUGACGCUACACCAUGCUUUACAAUGGUCAUUGGAAAUCUCUAGUCACUUUAUUCCUUUUUCAUCAGGUUUGCUAGCUGAUAGCCUUCCUUUUUACUGCAUUAGGUACUCGCGUACCUAAAUCACAGCUCAAUAGUGUUUGAAGCAUACAAACUUUCUACGUAGAAAGGUUUUGGUUUAGAAAUGAACCUCAGAAAAUGGUAGUUUUCUGUCUCAUGUGGUCAUUCCGAAUUCGACAGGAGUAUUAUUUCUUCAUUCUUUAAUAAACCUGUAGUAAAUAAGGCUUAGUACUGCAAGUAUAGAGUAUCGCAAGAUUUCUGCCGACAUCUACACACCAUUGUUUAUAUUUUGCUAGGGUUUACCAGAAUAGUAACCAAAUGGACGUUUUGUAGACUUCUGGGUUCAAAGAUACUGUAAAAGGGUUUUACAUGUAUAUAUUUGUUGUUGUUUGUCUCUCAAGCUGUCUUCCUUGCUGAAAAUGGAGAAAAAGUAUGGAAAAACAAUGUGUUUAGUGUCUAUGCCAAGUAAACUGUAAAAGAAGCCACUGCCAUGUAAGAUGGUACAUUUUUCAUAGUUUCUUUUUUUGCU